GGCAGAUAUGGCUAUACUUUCAUUCUGACGUAAUAAUCAAGGAGUUUGCUGCCGUACCAUGGCUGCAGCAGGCGCAUUGAUAUUACGCAGUGCCCGAAAAUAGUCCCCUGCUAUUGAUGUCACGAAUUCGGUUUGGUCGAUUGCUUUGCUUUGGGUUUUUGUGUUGUGUCUGUGUGUGUUCUUAUUUUGACAGCUUUCAUGUGCGCGCCGUUUCACUCGGGUGCUCCUCCCUUCACUCAUCAUUCUCACCUGCGCCCGCACCUGAUGAGUUGUCUUCACGUUGGUUACGAUCAGCGAUCUCAUCACCCUGUCUACGCGCAGCGGAGCUCGUCACAGUUGGAAGCUAGCGAGUGUCAGAAAUCAAGCAUCACCGCGCUGUCCAUUCGCCUGUCAGCAACAGCAGAGAUUUUUUCACCCUGUCACCAAGCAGUGGAUACGUACACGAUUUUGCAGAGAUAUUUUUCACCCUGUCACCAAGCAGUGGAUACGAUUUUGCAGAGAUAUUUUUCACCCUGUCACCAAGCAGCGGAUACGUUCCUGAUUCAGCAGAGAUUUUUUCACCCUGUCACCAAGCAGUGGAUACGUACACGAUCUUGCAGAGAGAUUUUUCACCCUGUCUUCAAGCAGCGGAUACAUUCACAUCUGAGCUCUCCAGCUAGACUCUUUAUACAUUUUUCACCCUGCUCUUUCAGCAGCGGAUCUCCUCUCUCUCUCUCUCUCUGUUUUGGUGACUCAUUAAACACAUUGCAAUUGGAUCCUUGUCUGUUGUUAUUUCCUGACAGACGGACUCGCCAAAUAUGGAUCCAGCAGAUGUGGAUACGGUACGGAAUGCACUCGCACAACAAGGAGCUUGGCUGGGACAGCAGGAUUCUCAGAUAUCUUCCACCUCGCAUGAGGUUGAACGUCUCUCUGCCCGGCUUACAGAAUUAAACACCCAGAUGGAACGACUGCGGUU
Molecule: messenger RNA, 955 nt
Organism: Misgurnus anguillicaudatus (oriental weatherfish)
Lineage: Eukaryota; Metazoa; Chordata; Actinopteri; Cypriniformes; Cobitidae
Source: RefSeq, a predicted model, not a curated record